Phascolarctos cinereus (koala) is the source of this 2066-nucleotide messenger RNA. It is a transcript of the gene PAX7, whose product is annotated as paired box 7. NCBI's taxonomy places the organism in Eukaryota, Metazoa, Chordata, Mammalia, Diprotodontia, Phascolarctidae. The record is from RefSeq and is a predicted model, not a curated record. Gene Ontology annotation, biological process: regulation of transcription by RNA polymerase II; anatomical structure development. Gene Ontology annotation, molecular function: DNA-binding transcription factor activity, RNA polymerase II-specific; RNA polymerase II cis-regulatory region sequence-specific DNA binding.
AUGGCGGCUCUCCCCGGCACAGUACCGAGAAUGAUGAGACCCGCUCCGGGACAGAACUACCCUCGGACCGGAUUUCCCUUGGAAGUGUCCACCCCACUUGGCCAGGGUCGGGUGAAUCAACUUGGCGGGGUGUUCAUCAACGGCAGGCCCCUACCCAACCACAUCCGCCACAAGAUCGUGGAGAUGGCCCACCACGGUAUCCGGCCCUGCGUCAUCUCUCGCCAGCUCCGUGUCUCCCACGGCUGUGUCUCCAAAAUCCUAUGCCGCUAUCAGGAGACUGGCUCCAUCCGACCUGGGGCCAUCGGUGGCAGCAAACCCAGGCAGGUAGCCACUCCAGACGUGGAGAAGAAAAUAGAGGAAUACAAAAGAGAAAACCCUGGGAUGUUUAGCUGGGAAAUCCGAGAUCGGCUGCUCAAGGAUGGACACUGCGACCGGAGCACUGUUCCCUCAGGUUUAGUGAGUUCGAUUAGCCGUGUGCUCAGAAUCAAAUUCGGGAAGAAAGAGGAAGAGGAUGAGUGUGACAAGAAGGAAGAGGACGGCGAGAAGAAGGCUAAACACAGCAUCGACGGCAUCCUGGGCGACAAAGGAAACCGGCUGGACGAAGGCUCUGAUGUGGAGUCGGAGCCUGACCUCCCGCUGAAGCGGAAGCAGCGCCGUAGCCGGACUACUUUUACAGCUGAGCAGCUGGAGGAGCUGGAAAAGGCUUUUGAGAGAACCCACUACCCUGACAUCUACACCCGGGAGGAGCUGGCCCAAAGGACCAAGCUGACAGAGGCCCGGGUCCAGGUAUGGUUCAGUAACCGCAGGGCUAGGUGGCGUAAGCAGGCAGGCGCCAAUCAGCUUGCAGCAUUCAACCACCUCCUCCCGGGAGGCUUCCCACCUACAGGAAUGCCCACGAUCCCACCAUAUCAACUGCCGGACUCCACCUACCCCAGUACUACCAUUUCCCAAGAUGGGGGAAGCACAGUGCACCGGCCUCAGCCCCUCCCUCCAUCCACCAUGCACCAGGGGGGCCUGGCUGCAGCUGCCGCAGCCGCUGACAGCAGCUCUGCUUAUGGGGCCCGCCACAGCUUCUCCAGCUACUCAGACAGCUUCAUGAACCCGGCAGCCCCCACCAACCACAUGAAUGCCGUCAGCAGUGGGCUAUCUCCCCAGGUAAUGAGUAUCCUGAGCAACCCAAGUGGGGUGCCCCCCCAGCCGCAGGCUGACUUCUCCAUCUCCCCACUGCAUGGGGGUCUGGACACCGCCAACUCCAUCUCAGCCAGCUGCAGCCAGCGCAGUGAUUCUAUCAAGUCCGUGGACAGCCUCCCCACUUCGCAGUCCUACUGCCCCCCCACCUACAGCACCACUGGCUACAGUGUGGACCCUGUGGCUGGCUAUCAGUAUGGCCAGUAUGGACAGAGUGCCGUCGACUAUCUGGCAAAGAACGUGAGCCUUUCCACACAACGUCGGAUGAAAUUGGGCGAGCACUCAGCUGUGCUGGGGCUCCUGCCUGUGGAAACAGGUCAAGCAUACUAAAGCCCUAGGGCCCCCUAACCCAGGCCCUUGACUCCUGCAUCCCUGCUAGCCCUGCCAGCCUAUCCUACACUCAUCCCUGUGCCUCUCUGACCCCAAGUCCCAGACCAUCCCCCUAGACCCACUGAUGCAUCCUCUGAGGAAGUGGGACCAGUAAGCUCCAGUCUCUUCCCAUGCCACCACUCUCUGGCAAAAAUCUAUGACCAUAGACUAUGAGGGGACACAAUUACAGUCCCUCUGCCAGCAUCCCCUUCUGCCUCCCGAUCCCAAUCCUGAGCCCAGCUGGAUUACUGGACUGAUUUAAUCCCCUGCUCCCACACUCAACCUUGCUUUAAGCAAUGGGUAAAACCCAAGCUGAAUUAUGACUUCUGUAAGAUUUCUCUCUCACUCAAGGCCCUUCCCUUACUUCAAAUGUACAGACUUUAUAAAUGCUUCCCAUCACAGAGGGUGCAGCAGGCAAGACAGUUCCAAAGGGACAGGAUCCUGGAGCUCUUAGUGUGAAGGAAAGAGCAUUAGAUUUGGAGUCAGAGCCCCUGGGUUCAAAUCCCAAC